Racocetra fulgida is the source of this 193-nucleotide messenger RNA. The record is from the annotation of a GenBank genome assembly. NCBI's taxonomy places the organism in Eukaryota, Fungi, Glomeromycota, Glomeromycetes, Diversisporales, Gigasporaceae.
CAACAACAAAGUUUUUAAUCUUCUCAAAACAAAAGAAAACAAUAUUAAAAAAGAAGCAAGUUUGGAGCAACAUACUGAGCCUCAACUAGAUAGGCUCACAGACAACUACAACAAUACAGUUUCAACAUCAACAAGCAAAGACUGGGCUAGUAUAACUGAAGAAGAGGAACUGGUACCAAAAGAAAUAAAAGAA